GGUUUAAACUGUUUCCAGUCUCAAAACUGAACUUCGUUCAAUAACAAAACGGGUCAAAACAAAACGUAAACGUUAACAUAACAAACUUUGAGGUUAUCGUGUGUGGUUAAUUUUGUUUAAUAAUAAACGUAAAAAACCUCCAAAAUAUUACCUGGCACAUGAUUAAUAAUAAUACACCAUGAAUGUAUCGGUCGGUGACGUCGUUCUGCCAGGAGACUCCUGCCAAGAAAUUGCUACGAUUGGUGAAAAAAGCAAAGUGAUACUGGGACCAGGAUUACGAAAGGAAGUCAAUGGCAUUUUCAUAACCAAAGCUGGUACCUUGAGGAAGCGUGCGCCAAAUACCUUUUGGGUGGAUAACUAUCAGAAGCGUUAUAUACCUUCGCGCGGUGAGAAUGUUAUAGGAAUUGUGACACAGAAGGCUGGGGACAUAUUUCGUGUCGAUGUCGGAGGAAGUUGUUCGGCCUCACUGUCUUACUUAUCCUUCGAAGGAGCUACAAAGAAGAACCGACCUAAAGUAGUGAUCGGUGACGUAGUGUACGCUAAAAUGCUUGUAGCCAGCAAGGACAUGGAACCUGAAAUUGUAUGUGUAGAUUCUCACGGGAAGAAAGGACGAUUAGGCGUAUUAGAAGAUGGCUUCGUAUUUAAAUGUUCACUAAAUCUUAUUAGAAAGAUUCUUAACCCUGAAUGCCCCUUGUUGAACUCGUUGAAGAAUGAGUGGCCUUUUGAGUUAGCAGCAGGAAUGAAUGGCAGAAUAUGGAUCAAAGCUAACACUAUGAGAGAAACUAUUGCAUUAGGAAAUGCUAUACUUGCCUCAGAAUACCAUAGCAAUGAUGAGAUUAAAAGUAUGUGUAGUAAUAUUGCAAGUAUACUUGCGGGACACAUUUCAUGAUGGGGUUUUUUAGAAAUAAUUAAAAUUUUUUUAAGGUU
Trichoplusia ni (cabbage looper) is the source of this 927-nucleotide messenger RNA. It is a transcript of the gene Rrp40, whose product is annotated as exosome complex component RRP40. The transcript has a single exon. Gene Ontology annotation, biological process: U4 snRNA 3'-end processing; TRAMP-dependent tRNA surveillance pathway; exonucleolytic trimming to generate mature 3'-end of 5.8S rRNA from tricistronic rRNA transcript (SSU-rRNA, 5.8S rRNA, LSU-rRNA). Gene Ontology annotation, molecular function: RNA binding. NCBI's taxonomy places the organism in Eukaryota, Metazoa, Arthropoda, Insecta, Lepidoptera, Noctuidae. The record is from RefSeq and is a predicted model, not a curated record. Bases 179 to 889 code for a protein of 236 amino acids. Gene Ontology annotation, cellular component: nuclear exosome (RNase complex); cytoplasmic exosome (RNase complex).